GGAUCUAGAUUUUCUCUCUCGCUGCGAUUUAAUGCGCCUCGAGGAAGUAAUUCUUGCGCGCUGAGACACUGGUCCCGUCAUAUUCAGAAGGUGAGAGUCAUGACUGGACCACGGCAGUCACUCUCUCACCUGCCGUGGCUGUGAUGCUGGAGUGAGCGAGUGGGCGGAGGCGGGCUUUUAAGACCGUCCUCUCUGGAGCCGUCAACUAUCGCUUUCAGUGAAUUCCACACAUCGCUCCGCUCCGCCACCCCGGACUCGCUGCCUCUCUUUAUUUUAUUCAUUUAAAAAGUCAUGAUUAGAAACGAGGUCUUCUCCUGUUUCGUCUUCUAUGCAGUCCUUCUUGUUUUAAAGAUGUACAUUAUUGCGAUUAUAACCGGACAAGUCCGGCUCCGUAAAAAGGCUUUUGCCAACCCUGAAGACGCGUUGAGACACGGAGGCUUGCAGUUUCACAGAGUUGAUCCGUAUGUGGAGAGAUGCCUGAGGGCUCACAGAAACGACUUGGAAAACAUCCUUCCCUUCCUGUUCGUUGGAGCCGUCUACACCAUGAUUGGCCCGUCGCUCUUCGCGGCCCGUUUACACUUCCUGGUCUUCUUCGUAGCCCGGGUCCUGCACAGCGUCGCCUACCUUCUCGCCCUCCCGGCACCCACUCGCUCGCUGGUCUACACCAUCGCACAGAUCCCCUGCGUUUCCAUGGCACUGCAGGUCCUGGUGGCGGUUUGUUCUUUUGCAUAAAGAUAUCACCGGGGAUGUCAAAGGACUCUGGCAGUGCAAUACAAGGAACCAGACAGUAUUUUUAUUUAAAUAUUCAAAUGUGAUUGUGGAAGUAAUUUGAAGUAAACAUCUCAAACUGAGUUUCCAUAUGAAGGCCAGGGCUGAUUUGUACUUGAAACUAGUUUUUUUUUUAUUGGAACAUUCGGACGCACCCCUGAAGUGUUUUCACACAAACACAGGCCCCCAUUCAUGCAGAAGUCUGUCUCCUGUGUGGUCGUGUGUUGUGUUAACAUUUGCUGGCAAAGCAAAGUCAACAAACGUGCGGCCACGACGUGUGAACUCGGACAAUGUGUUUCCUGUCAUUGCUUCAAUCCUUUUUUUUUCUAUGUUAAAAGUACUAAUUUAUGAUUCAAAUAUGUGUCUGUUGUCUAUUUCUGACGGGGCCUCACUUUUGUGUUUGUGCAUGAGAAAGUCUGCGGCAAAGAUCCAACAUUCCUGCUCCGGUUAUGUAA
Messenger RNA from Synchiropus splendidus (mandarinfish), 1223 nucleotides. RefSeq names its product prostaglandin E synthase (gene ptges). The record is from RefSeq and is a predicted model, not a curated record. NCBI's taxonomy places the organism in Eukaryota, Metazoa, Chordata, Actinopteri, Syngnathiformes, Callionymidae. Gene Ontology annotation, biological process: prostaglandin biosynthetic process. Gene Ontology annotation, molecular function: prostaglandin-E synthase activity. The transcript has 3 exons. Gene Ontology annotation, cellular component: membrane. Bases 292 to 732 code for a protein of 146 amino acids.